CGCUCAAUUGUAGGCAGAGCUCAGGAGCGUAUGGUGCUGAAACCGAGGCUGUAACGUCAUUCUCCACUCUAAACCUCACCCACCCUCCCAGAGGCGAGCAGCUCUUUCACAGGCACAGGCGCAGACGGACUGACUGGCUGGAGCUGUAGCGGAUUGCUGUAGUUAACGGAUACACUGCACAAUGCGUGAAUACAAGUUAGUAGUCCUUGGAUCAGGAGGUGUCGGCAAGUCUGCGCUGACUGUUCAGUUUGUCCAAGGGAUCUUCGUGGAAAAGUAUGACCCCACAAUAGAAGACUCAUACAGAAAGGCAAUGGAGGUGGAUGGACAGCAGUGUAUGUUGGAAAUUCUGGAUACUGCCGGAACGGAACAAUUCACAGCCAUGAGGGACCUGUACAUGAAGAACGGCCAGGGCUUUGCACUAGUAUACUCCAUAACAGCACAGUCCACCUUCAACGACCUGCAGGACUUGAGAGAACAGAUUCUGCGGGUCAAAGACACGGAUGAUGUGCCGAUGAUCCUGGUGGGUAAUAAGUGUGAUCUGGAAGACGAGAGGGUGGUCGGGAAAGAACAGGGCCAGAAUCUCGCCCGCCAGUGGAACAGCUGUGCUUUCCUGGAGUCCUCUGCAAAGUCCAAGAUUAACGUCAACGAGAUCUUCUAUGACCUGGUUCGGCAAAUCAACAGGAAAACUCCAGUACCUGGAAAGGCACGCAAAAAGUCCACCUGCCAGCUGCUCUAAUAUACAGCUGUUCUUUUGCUCUGAGCCAGGUCUGAUUUACUGCUGUACCUUUCAGCAGUGCCAGCAUUCCGACGUUACUAAAACCUAACAUCGAAUGGACUUUCCUAUGUGGUGAUGCCCCUUUAACAAACCAACCAACCAACCAACCAACCAACCAACCAAUGGAAUCAAGGCUACAGUACCAUGACAGUUUUUUGCACAUAGAUAACCAUCAUCACUUUCCAAUGUUGUGAGAAAGAGAUUUUUACAUAUAAAUAUAUAAAUAUAUAUUCUAACUGUAUGCAACUGAAUAAAAAAAAAUAAAUGAGUAAAUGAAUACAGAGCUAGACAAAAAGAAUUUUUAAAAAAAUACAGAGCCUACACGCAGUGUUAUCGCUAACGGAGACAGCCACCGUUGUAAAUGUAAGGAGGGAAUGUCUAACCAGGCUGUGCACGUUGCCAUGGCAAUUACAAUGAUAUUUAUAAGCACCACUAUUUUAGCCAGAAAGGAGAGGAAGUCCAAAGAGCUCCUAUAUAAACCAUUCUUACAGCUAACUUUCACUCCUUGUUGUUUUAUUUUUAUCUUUGUUUGUAAUUUUUUUUUUUUUUUUUUUUUGUUGCUUUUAUUCUAAAUAUGAUUUCUUUAUCUUCUGCCUUUUUUCUCUUUUAUAAAAUUACUAGUUUUUUUGCUCUAUGGAGAUGUUAUAUUCGCAACAGCUAUUGAAUUUUACCUUAGGAAAAACCUGUGGAUACAGUGAUGUACAUGUAAAAAGUUUUUCUGUCACUAUCAUUGUCCUUAGCCUCAGAUGUUGCCUUCAAAUAUGUGUUAAGUCUUUUUUUUUUCCUCUUUAUUUCCCAUGAGGAAACUUCAUUUCCAUGAUCUUUGGUCCAUCUCAUAGGCCACGCCAGGUUUCUUUGUCUUGUUUUUCAAAGAACUUUGUACAGCAGGCUUUUUUUUAAGGGGUAUUCAAAAUAAAAGGUUUAAAAACUUAGUUUUAGUACCCCCCCCCCCCAUAUCUGUCAGAAGCUCAUCUUUUGGGUGGUUUCAUAAUAAAGAAUCAAAUCCCUCUUCACAAAGCUGAUCCUGAUCAAAUGUAGGACAUAUAUACAGUAUGUAUUUUAAAGAAUUGGGGUUUUUAAUACACCAUAACAACAAACUGUCAUCAGAGAUGACACUCUCGAUACACAAUCUUCGCCCCCUUCCCCUUGCUUGCUGAUGAUGCAUCUGGUGUAAACUGAGGAUAUGAAAACCAAAUAUUGGAUCCUGUCAGUAAAGAGUGAAGAAAAGAUGUCUGUUAGUGACUGUUUCGACUUUGUAAUAAUUUGCCGUUUUCUGUCUUCGUUACUGUUGGAUUAACUGAAUGUGGGGGUGUGGGAACUUUGUGUUAAGCGAGAAAAAAUGGGAAGAAUUGAUUAAAAAAAAAUUAAAAGAAUUAAUUGUACAUUAAGUGCAAUCUUAAGGAAUGUUCAUAAAAAAGCCGAAAGCAGUUGUAGCAUUAAAAUACUUGUCUCUUUAAACAUCAAAGUGACAGGGUGCAGCAUGCCGUAUGUACACUCAAUGAAUUGUUUAUGAAUGCUUUGAGGAUUUGCGCUGUGUAAAGUGAAGAACAUGACUCCUAGGGAGUGUCCGAGCAGCAGCGGACAAAGGUAAACAUUACGAGUCGUGUGGUGUUCUGAUUACUGCAAGCAAAUGCCUUGAUGCUGUUUAGGUUUUGAGGGGGGAAAUAGAAAAAAGAAACCUUUAUGUGAAGACAAGGUUUGAGACAGAGGCACAGUAUUUCAAAUGCAACAUCAUCUGCUUCUGAUGGGCGGCGGGUGGAGGGAGGAAAGGGUGGGUGGGUGGAUGGCCAAGUGUCAACUUAAAAGCCUUAAUUAAAAGUGGUGCAAUUUUGUAUAACCGAGCAUCUGUAGUUUAAUAAAUUGGAUUGCCAUGCAAGGGCUCGCAAGAAGCCAGUUUUUGCCGGUUGAAUGUUUUGUGUAUUGUUUCAGCAUUUUCUGUCAGUCCAAUAAAAAAUGAAACCAUUUAA
Molecule: messenger RNA, 2742 nt
Organism: Ctenopharyngodon idella (grass carp)
Lineage: Eukaryota; Metazoa; Chordata; Actinopteri; Cypriniformes; Xenocyprididae
Gene: rap1b
Product: RAP1B, member of RAS oncogene family
Exons: 8
Coding region: 182-736 (184 amino acids)
Biological process (GO): cellular response to cAMP; Rap protein signal transduction; negative regulation of synaptic vesicle exocytosis
Cellular component (GO): plasma membrane
Molecular function (GO): GTP binding; GDP binding; GTPase activity
Source: RefSeq, a predicted model, not a curated record